Molecule: messenger RNA, 1050 nt
Organism: Fibroporia radiculosa
Lineage: Eukaryota; Fungi; Basidiomycota; Agaricomycetes; Polyporales; Fibroporiaceae
Exons: 5
Coding region: 1-1050 (349 amino acids)
Source: RefSeq, a predicted model, not a curated record
AUGCGUGCCGCCAUUCUUGCUGUUGCCGCUGCCGCUGCCGCCGCCCCUGUUCUGGCCGGCGCGGCUCCUACACCUUAUUCUCGUGAUCUUUACGUGCGUGAGGUUAGCGAUGACCUUGUUCGCAGGAUGUUAUCGGGUGCUUUGCUCGGUGCCUCGAAGGGUGCCGGUAGAGGUUCCGGAAAGGUCCUCAAGGAAGCAAACAAGCAGCAGAAGGCAAACAAUGACCCGGCCAACAAGCCUGUCAAAUUGCCCAAGUAUGACCCCAAGAUACAUGGAAAGCAGGGCGACAGCUCCAAGGGGAAUGGCAAACGCGAUUAUGACCUCGAUCUUUUCGCCCGUGAAGAGGACGAGGAUGAGUCAGCGCUCGUUCGGCGCAUGCUUUCUGGUGCUCUGCUCGGUGCAUCCAAGGGUGCUGGGCGGGGUGCGGGAAAGGUCCUGAAGGAAGCGAAUAAGCAACAGAAGGCCAACAACGACCCUGCCAACCAGCCUGCCAAGAUUCCUAAGUACGACCCGAAGAUUCAUGGCAAGCAGGGUGACAGCAGCAAGGGCAAUGGAAAGCGUGAAUACGACCUUGAUCUCUUUGCUCGCGAGGAGGAUGAGGAGUCAGCGCUCGUUCGGCGCAUGCUUUCUGGUGCUCUGCUCGGUGCAUCCAAGGGUGCUGGACGGGGUGCGGGGAAGAUCCUUAAGGAUACGAAUAAGCAGCAGAAGGCCAACAACAACCCUGCCAACCAGCCUGUCAAAAUUCCCAAGUAUGAUCCCAAGAUUCAUGGCAAGCAGGGUGACAGCAGCAAGGGUAAUGGGAAACGUGCCGAUGAUAUCCUUUAUGCUCGUGAAGAUGAUGACUUCCCUCGAUACCGCGAGGACAUUCGGCAUGAGGACGGUCAGCAGUUCUGGCAUCACGGCGACGAGGAUGCUGAACACCAUUAUGGAGGCUUUGAGGGUCACGGCGAGGACUUUGGGAACCAUCAUGAGGAUUUCAAGCACGAUGAACACAUGGUCCAUCAUCUUCGGGAAUUGGUUGCGCGCGCUCUGUUUGAUGAGCUCGAUUGA